CAGAGGCCAAGACGCGUUACUGCUGAAGGGCUGGGCAGUGGGCUCACAGGACCAGCAGCGCUGUUCACAAUCCUCUACUUCUCGGAUGCUAUUUGUCCCUUGAGCACCUGGCUUCUGGUUUUGUUUCAUGUUGGUAACAGCACCACAUGCUGCAAUGAGCAUCUCAGUGUCCUCAGGUGAUGGCUGAAAUAGCUACUGUGCUUAUGAUACACCAGCACAUGCACAGAUGCUGAAGUAACUUGCUUGCACAAUGUAUUGAGGGUCAAGGGGGAACUUGUGAUGCAGAAAUGAGUCUGACUUCCUGGUUUCUGGUGAGCGGUGGCGGGACACGCCAUCGCCUUCCCAGAGAGAUGAUUUUUGUGGGGAGAGAUGACUGUGAGCUCAUGUUGCAGUCCCGCAGUGUGGACAAACAGCAUGCUGUCAUCAACUAUGACCCAAAUACAGAUGAACAUAGAGUGAAGGACUUGGGCAGCUUAAAUGGGACAUUUGUCAACGAUGUCAGAAUACAGGAACAAAUCUAUGCCACACUGAAAAUUGAUGACAAAUUGAGGUUUGGAUAUGAUACCAACCUGUUCACUGUGGUCCGAGGAGAGCUGCAUAUUCCCGAGGAAGCCCUCAAGCAUGAGAAAUUGAGCAGCCAGCUUCAGCUGAACCAGAAGAAACCAACAGAGGCAGAAUCAUCCAAAUCUGAUCCGAGAACUCUCAAGACAUCAGUGGCACCGGUAGUUGAAGGGGCCUCGGCCAAAACCUCAGAGGCCAGCAGAUCAGAAGAGAAGACAACAGGAGACACAGCGAUACCGCACAGAGGUACACCCCUUUAUGGUCAGCCAGCCUGGUGGGGAGAUGGAGAUGCUGCCGACCAGCAGCCUGGAAGGCCUGAAGAAAAGAGCUCCGACCGGAAGAGAGAAAAAGCUGAAGCAGAUACUAAGAGAAGUGAAGAAAUCCCAAAGUCUGCUGCGGUAUCAGCCUCCAACCAAGAACCAAGUUACUUUGAAAUCCCUACCAAGGAUACCACCUCAUCAGGUAAAGUCAGCAACGACCCCCCCUCACAGGAACAAGAGGCUGGUGCUUCUGUCAGUGCAGAAGCCGCCCAUGGUCAUGCCUCCUUCACUAUUGAGUUUGACCCUGGGGCAUUAGCUAAAGUCUCUGUCAAAGAUCGAGUGGCAAAAGUAGGACCAGAGUCCCGGACACGUCCUAAAAGGCCAAUCGGGGAAGAGCUUAGCCCGCUUCAAACAGCCAUGGUAGCAGCUGAAGUUAAAGUUGCUGACUGGUUAGCCCAGAACGAGCUGCCAUUGGCUCUUAAAGAAACGGUUGCAGAAGAUGAUGGGGAAAGUGUGAAGAGUGAUGUUCCUGUACAACUGAAGAGUCUUAAAGGCAGUAAACACGAAGAUGGCACUCAGAGCGAUUCGGAAAACACACUAGGAGAGCAGCGGCGAGCUGCAGCCAUGGAGGAGCGCUCAUGGGGACUUUGGGGCGGUGCUGGGACGAAAAUCAGAGAAGGUCGUGCAAACGUACCAGAGGGCCUCUUUGUGGAAGAGGACAGUCCUGCACGUCGUCGCAAGUCUUCGACCUCCAAGGUGGCAAGUGAAUUGAUUGAGAGACGACGAGGAUCAGCACCACAUCAGCAGAGUGGGCGAGAUGACUGUUAUCGCCACAGAGACGAUUAUAGUGACAGAGGAACAUAUACCAUUGAGCUGGAGAAUGGAGACCAUGAAGAGGAAGAAGCUAGAAAACUGAUUGACAAGGUGUUUGGUGUGGAUGAGCACUGUAUCUCCAGGUUGGUAGGUCCUGACCAGAGAGAGAGGCUCACAGCCCAGAAAUCCGGCACCAGAGACAGAGGGAAGCCUGGGCGCUUGGAGACAGAGGUCUUGUCUGAAGAACUGAUGGUGGGCGGUCCUCGGUGGGUUUCACAGUGGGCUACUCUCGCUGCCAGCCACAUUAGGACUGACCCUGAGGGAUCGGGAGGGGACAGCCAAAUCAUGGUCACAGAUGAUAGAGAAGUAAGUGAACCCAGCCACUCUGCCUCAGUUUCCUCUGCUGGGUUUACCGACCGUAAGAGGAGAACACUACCCCAGCUGCCCGGCGAGGAGCUCAUCUUAGGAAGGAGGACCCCAGGUGCAGGUUUGCACAUGGACACGGGGGAAAAACAGGACACAGAGCUACAGGAAAAAGAGAAGCAAGAGGACAGGAUUUCCAGAGGAAAGAACCAGUCCGGAGGUGUGGGCAGCCACAGUGGCAGCCCCAGUCGCUCUUCCCCAGCCAAAUCACAGGACAGCGGUGGUGGGAAAUCAGGUCGUUCAGCGGCGUUGACUAAGCUCCCCCCUCGCCCACUGACCAGUGGGGAGAAGAAAGUGGAUGAAGCACGCAGGAGGAAAAAGGAGGAGGAGAAAGCUAGGGAAUGUAUUGGGAAACCAUUAUUGAGGCAGGAGAGUUUCACGGUGGAGAAACCAAGCUCCAACGUACCCAUCGAGCUCAUACCACGUACCGAUGGGAUUACGGGCAGCAGAACUCAGAGUAGAGAGGCUGGCAUCAACAGUACCACGCUGCAGAAAGACUCUGAGGCUGUGGCCGCCUUCCUGGAGACCACUGUAUCCGACCACGGCGAUCCCCCAAGUCAGUCCAUCGAAGGCUCCUUGUCACCAGAGUCAGAUGUGGACACAACAAGCACCGUAAGCCAGGCUGAUGGAGUGAGGAAAGUACUUCAGAAACGUCGGACCCUUGCAGGGCAGCAGAAAGAGAAGACGGUAGUGUGCUCAUCCAGCAAGGGCCCUGCCGGGGCCAGGGAGACUCAGGACCGGAGGGUCAAGAGCAGAACAUCUGCUACUCCUCAGCAGAACCGACCCUGGACUUCCCUGGACCUCACCGACGAUGACGUUAACUCAAACUCACUCCUUUCAGAUUCACAAACCACAUCCAUACAAGGAUCCAAACGCUCAAAUGCUAGAGCCCAAACAGGGAACGCAGCCGAUGGAACCAGCACCAAAUCUGUUCGGGCUAAGAUCACCCAGGGUCCAGCGUCCUCUGCUCCCAGUAAAAUCAGUAACGCCCCCAAGCCUAGGCCCACCAGGACAUCCCUGUUGAGAAAAGCCAGGAUGGGGGAUUCAUCAGAUACCGAAACUGCUGAUCUGGACCGGAUGUCAGUGGCGUCAGAGGCCUCUACUGCUAGUUCCACAUCCAGGACAGGGAUGGCUAAAAGAGGAAUGUCCAGGAUAGAGGCCCUGGCCCAGCCGAGGCGACCAAGAGUGGGUUCCCCAUCUGCUCAGAGUGACUCUGAGGCUACCGUGACGAGAAACAGAGGUCUGGGGCCCCGCAGUGCAGCGGGUGAUUAUGCCAUCAGACACGGGCUUAGAGGGUCUAUCACCUCGGUGUCUGGACAAAGAGCAAGAGCUAACAGCGCUUCCAAGCUGCCGGAUAAAAGUAGAGGAACCUCCUCUUAUGGGCACGUUACUCCUGCAUCUGGCACUCGGUGGCGUCGUGUGCCAGUGGAGUACGCCUCCACCUCGGAGGAUGAGUAUGGCUCAAAUCGCCACAUGUCCAAGAGGGGUUACACGCGGCCAUUCCCGUCUAACCGAGUAGCCCAGUUGGGAGGUUCAACGCCAGCAACCCCCGGUUCUGCUGGUGGGGUGGCCUUGCGGCAAAACUCCAGGGAGCAGGAUGAGUAUAUGAAAGACUGGACAGCGCACAGCGAGGAAAUAGCCAGGAUUAGCCAGGAUCUCGCCAAAGACUUAGCCAUGCUCGCUAGAGAGAUCCAUGAUGUGGCAGGAGAGAUCGACUCAGUGAGUCCCGCAGCAACUGAUCCCGGAGCAUUGCUGGAAGAGUCUGCUCUGGAUGGCAGCGUAGACCCAGGCGUCCCCUCCACCGGCCACAGGACCAACGGACAGUCUGUGGAGCUUCGUCAGCGAAGAUCAAGUGGACAGAGCUCUCGUUCCAUCCGCCGACAGACAUGGAAUAGAGAUGAUGCGGACCUGGACAGCUUACUGCUCGCAUCUGUGACGCAACUCUCAACCAGGAUACGUCAGUCUGUUGACAAAACCACCUCCAAAAUCAGGAUCCUCUUCAAGAAUAAAGAGCGAAAAUGGGAAGAAAUUGAAGCCCAACUGCAGGCAGAGCAUGACUCCUUACUACUGAGGAGCUCCAACAAGGAGAUUUCAACUGUUAUUCAAGACCUGAAGAGGGUGGAAAAACAACUUGCAGUAAUUGACUUGAUGGUGGACCCCGAUGGCACCCUGGAUGCCCUUUCCGGCCUAGGCCUGACAAGUCCUCUGGCUGGCCAAAACAUCAACCCUGGGACUCGGCAAGGGGCACCGGUGUUGGACCCCAAAACAGAGAUGGCAACAUCCAACACACUUUCAAACCGUGGGCCUGAAGAGAUGACUGCUAAACCCCGUGCAUCAGACUACGCAGAAGUGGCAGGGCGAAAGUCUGCACCCCAAUAGGUGUCUAGAUCCUCUUAACAGAAAAGAAAAACCAAUGGAAUAUUUCAGAAUGACUCCUUUACAUAAACAUGUCCUAAAUCCCUUGAACAGACUUUAUUAUGAUGUUACAGGACUUUUUUUGCUAUUAGGUUUGAGACAAGACAAAGAAAUGAGAGUGAUACCUUUUUCGUGAGAAAGCCAGGUGAAGUGAAAUUAGAGGAUUACGGGUGUCGAGAUGGCAGAUACACUUUAAGAAACCACUGGAGUAUUUAUUGCUACCCUUGUGAAAGAGCUAUGACGUAUAUAGAAGCCCAUCUGUGUUUUUGUGUUGCAGCUCAUUCAUUGCAUCAUCCAUUACACCUAAAAUCAAUUGUAAAAGAAAAAGAUAUUAUGGUUAAGCUUUUGUGAAAUCCCCCUUUAAAUUAUUUCCGUGUCAUGGUUUUAAACAGACAAGACCGAGCCGAUGUCAAACCUUAAAAUCCUCGUUACUGGCACAAAAGCUCGUCAGCCAAAAUCUAAUGCAGAAACACAAAUGAUAUCAGAUCUAAAAAAAUGUUUGAUAACUGUUCUUGUAUGCUGCCAUAAAAUGAUUUAUUAAAAUAAAUACAGUAUAUAUUUUUAUCUUUUUUGAUUUUUCAACCAUCAAAUCUGUCUCAGCAAUGACUUUCCAUCAGAAAUAGCCAUGGUGCUUAUUUGUUGGAAGAAGAACUGGGAGUGCGCAGUAUAUACCAGUUUAAAUGCUGACGAAGGCUCAAUUAAAAAACAAAAGUUUUCAUGUGGAGACAAUAUUUGAACUCUGAGUAUCAAAGGUAUACCCUGUCUGUUAAAAGACACUCAAAUGCAGCUACCACAGAAGAUAAAGCUCUUCCAAAUGUAUUUUGUCACAAGUGCCCUGGCUCAAACAAUCACUGGAGUUGAUGGGAGAUGAGUGAAAGGAGGUGAAAAUUGAAUUUUUGCACAUUUCAAAUAAAAUGUUUAUUGAUAUUAAUUUUGGAGGCGACAGGACAUGAUAUUCCCCAAUGACACUCCUUUUAUUGUAUCAUAUAUAUUUGACCAAAAGAAAGGUUAGGAACCAGUUAUCUGUACAUGAAAGGUUUCAUGAUUUUCUUCCCCAUCACAAACUAAAUGUGUAAAAACCAGCAGACACAGGAACCACAUCCAAGCCCUAAAGAUGCAUCUUCUGGAUUAGAAUGCAAUGAAAUGAUCGACUGUGUUUAUGACCGUAGGUUUUUCUGAUGUCUUGCCUCUUAUCAAUGUUUACAAUCGAAUGUAACCAGAUCAGAACUGCUGAAAGAGUUUUAGCCAAAAUAACUUUACCAGAGAUGAAUAAUUGCAUUUUUGUGCUUGGCAUACUUACAGUAGUCUAAUUCUGAUUGAUCAUUUGAAAAUUUAUUUAUUUUUUAAUGUUCUGUUUGACUUUUUGUUUUCUUUAUGAACUGUUAGGUUACAUGUUCACAUUGCAAUAUAUGCCUUGUUU
Molecule: messenger RNA, 5892 nt
Organism: Cololabis saira (Pacific saury)
Lineage: Eukaryota; Metazoa; Chordata; Actinopteri; Beloniformes; Belonidae
Gene: cep170ab
Product: centrosomal protein 170Ab
Exons: 20
Coding region: 288-4436 (1382 amino acids)
Cellular component (GO): centriole
Molecular function (GO): protein binding
Source: RefSeq, a predicted model, not a curated record